AUCAUCAUCAUCAUCAUCAUCAUCAUCAUCAUGUAGUAUCAUGUAGUAUCUAUGGCGGAGAUUCAGCGGACGAAAGGGUUGAGAGUAUCGAAUUCUUCCCUCCAGUGUCCUAACUCAUCUCGGGAGAGACAACCACCUCACUCACUCUGAUCGGAGAAUUCUCACCUUCUCUCCGGCGAUGGAGGGUUUGGCUCUCCGUCCCCUCUCCGCCGCCUCUCGCCUCUCUCUCCGCCGCCUUUCCGUCAAACCCUCACCGCUUCUCCCGCCGUCAAUCGCCGUACCCUCCCACCGUUACUCUUCACCUUCCGUACGAUCACUCUCCUUCUGCUCCCCUCUCGUCAAGCGUAUCCGCUUCACUACCCGCGCAUCCUCCUCCGCCCCCGCUUCGCCGCGAAAUGAUGCCGGGAAACCGCCGGAUACGUCGUUGGUAUCGCCGCAAGGGGCCAAGCUCCUCCCUCUCCUCUUCUCCGUCUUGAUCGGUCUCUCCGUUCGGUUCCUGAUCCCUAGACCCGCUCAGGUGACGUCACAAGCGUGGCAAUUGCUCUCGGUUUUUCUGUUCACCGUCGCGGGUCUCGUGCUGGGUCCUCUACCGGUCGGGGCAUGGGCUUUCAUCGGACUCACGGUCUCCGUCGUGACCAGGACUCUGCCCUUCGCCACCGCCUUCGGCGCCUUCACGAACGAGCUCAUCUGGCUGAUCGCCAUUUCCUUCUUCUUCGCUCGUGGGUUCAUCAAGACAGGGCUCGGCGACAGAAUCGCGACGUACUUCGUCAAGUGGUUGGGGAAAAGCACAUUGGGUCUUUCGUACGGGCUCACGUUUUGUGAGGCCUUGAUGGGUCUGAUAAUGCCGGCGACGACGGCCAGAGCUGGCGGCGUUUUCUUGCCGGUGAUCAAGUCCCUCUCGCUCUCCGCCGGAAGCAUGCCUGGGGACCCCUCGUCGAGAAAGUUGGGUGCUUUCCUUCUGCAAUCUCAGUUGCAGUGUGCCGGAAGCAGUGGAGCACUUCUCCUGACUUCGGCAGCACAGAACUUGCUCUGCCUCAAAUUAGCAAGGGAGCUCGGUGUCGUGUUUGCAAAUCCAUGGGUUUCUUGGUUUAAGAUUGCGAGUCUCCCUGCAUUCGUAUCUCUUCUUUGUACCCCACUGAUCGUAUAUAAGCUAUAUCCUCCCGAGAUGAAACAUACACCAGAUGCCCCCAUCGUCGCCGCAAGAAAGCUGCAACAGUUGGGUCCUAUCACGAGAAAUGAGUGGACCAUGCUCGGUUCCAUGGUUCUUACUGUAUCUCUCUGGGUCUUCGGUGAGGCGGUGGGAAUACCGAGCGUGGUAGCUGCCAUGGUAGGGCUAUGCACGCUUCUACUGAUGGGCGUAGUCAAUUGGGAUGACUGCCUAAGCGACAAAACGGCAUGGGACUCGCUCACUUGGUUCGCUGUCUUGGUGGGGAUGGCAGGACAGCUGACGAACCUUGGCGUUGUGGCAUGGAUGUCGGACUGUGUAGCCAAAAUGCUCCAAUCUCUGACGCUGAGCUGGCCGGCAUCCUUUGCAAUUCUCCAGGGCUCUUAUUUCUUCCUCCACUACCUGUUCGCCAGCCAAACCGGCCAUGCCGGAGCUCUCUACCCUGCUUUUCUCGCCAUGCAGCUAGCGGCCGGGGUUCCAACAGUUCUAGCCGCCCUUUGCUUGGCCUUCAACAACAAUCUCUUCGGCGCCUUGACCCAUUACAGCAGCGGCCCAGCCGCUCUGUACUAUGGAGCUGGGUACAUUGAUCUGAGAGAUAUGUUCAGAGUGGGGUUCAUAAUGGGUCUUGUUCAAGCCGUCAUCUGGGGAGUUGUCGGAUCCUUCUGGUGGAAAUUCUUGGGUCUUUAUUAAGGUUGUCGUUUGAUUUGAUUGUCUGUUCGUAUUUUGGUUGUAUGUACAUUGCAAUUUCCUGUAACCAUUUUCAGCCACAUUCACCAGACAACACAAUACAUAGGAUAAUGCUGUUUUUCCU
Tarenaya hassleriana is the source of this 1976-nucleotide messenger RNA. Its product is annotated as dicarboxylate transporter 2.2, chloroplastic. Gene Ontology annotation, biological process: transmembrane transport. Bases 179 to 1855 code for a protein of 558 amino acids. The transcript is spliced from 4 exons. The record is from RefSeq and is a predicted model, not a curated record. Gene Ontology annotation, molecular function: transmembrane transporter activity. Gene Ontology annotation, cellular component: membrane. Lineage: Eukaryota; Viridiplantae; Streptophyta; Magnoliopsida; Brassicales; Cleomaceae.